AUGAAGAAGGAGAAGAAGAAGGAGGAGGCGGAGAAGGAAGUGAAGAAGGAGAAGAGGGUGAUCGACGAUAAAGACAGACACAAGCCGUACGAGACGGCGUGGGCGCCAGUCGAUGACGUGUAUGUGAUGAGGUUACCGAGGACGAUCCACGGUGCGGCGGACGCCAUCGACCUCCUGAAGAACUUCCAGGUUUUAGACUUCACGCCCAAAAAUCAGGCGGUUUUCAUCGACCUGAAGCUCGACAUGAAGCUGGAGAAGAAGAAAAGAGUCGACCAGUUCGUCAGCGUCGUUCACCUUCCUCAUCCCUUCAGGACGACGGAGAACAAAGUUUUAGUUUUUACUGAAGACGAGGAUCAGGUGAGAGAAGCUCAGCUUCACGGAGCGAUGUUAGCUGGAGGAGCAGAGCUCAUUCAGCCGAUCCUGGAUGACGAGAUUUCUGCAGAUUUUUACGUGGCUGUUCCAGAGAUUCUGCAGAAACUCGUGGCGCUGAAAAGCAAACUGAGGAAGAAGUUUCCAAAGAGCAAACGAGGGUCAGUGGGCGUCGACGUCCCUAAAAUGUUGGAUUUAUUUAAAACGGGUCACGAGUACCUGGUGGAGGACGAGUGCUACAUCAGGACUCAGAUCGCCACGCUCGACAUGAACAAACAUCAAAUCUAUGAAAACCUAAAAAACAUCGUGAGCGACGUCUGCUCGCACCGACCGGCUGACAAGGGACCGUUCAUCGAGCGUGCGAUCAUGUCGACUCAGGCGAGUGAAGCGUUGUGGUUCAGGAGUGAAGACGUUUUACUGAAAGCAGCCGAUGAGAAGAAGAAGAAGAAGAAGGAGGAGUGACCUUUGUUUGCUGUAGAUGUAUUAACAUAUAUAAACGAUAUAUAAAUCAAUAUAUUGUCUGUUAAUAAUUUAUUGAUUUAUUUACAUUUAUAUAUAAAAUGUGUUUGAAUAAAUGUUCUGUGUUCAAUAAAGUUUCAUCGUUUAAAAUUUGUAUUUAAAAUAAAACAUUUGGGGUUCGAUUCA
Labrus bergylta (ballan wrasse) is the source of this 1014-nucleotide messenger RNA. NCBI's taxonomy places the organism in Eukaryota, Metazoa, Chordata, Actinopteri, Labriformes, Labridae. The record is from RefSeq and is a predicted model, not a curated record.